GCCUUGUAGUGGAUGUUUUAAAAAUUUCCGGUAUUUCCAUAAGCUCGGGUGUAUUGUCAGCGGGGGACCCUCUCUCUCCAUCUUCGUUCUUUUCAUAUUCACUUAACCCUAAUUUUUCUCACGGCAUUGUCCUCGGUCGACCUUAGCCAUACCCCGCACACACUGCCUCAGCUUCCAACGGCCAGCCACACUUGCUCCAGUUCAAGGCGACCUCCGACGAGGAGCACGACGCCACUCCACGGUAAGGUGAUUUCUUCUGUGUGUGUGUGUUCAGUUUAACCGUAAACUUGUUGAUACUUUCGAGGCAGCCAAGUUCCAGCGCACGUCGACUCAUUGCCCAGCAAGCAGCGGCAGCAAUCUCCGCUGCACCACGGAAGGAGGUCUCACACUCAAUCACAGCAAAAAAGCAUUUGUCUGCUGACUCCUAGGGUUUUUGAAAGAACACACAUUCUCUCUGUCAAUUGGUAAACAUGAGGAAGCUAAAGUUUCAUGAAAAGAAGCUGCUGAAGAAGGUUGAUUUCUUGGACUGGAAAAAAGAACAUGGUCACCGGGAAGCCUUUGUUAUGCAACGCUACCAUGUCACCCAGCGUGACGAUUACAAGAAGUAUGCAAGUUUGUGCCGGGUGGUGCAGAAGUUAGUGAACAUUUUGACUAAGAUGGACCAGAAAGACCCUUUUCGGAUUGAGAUGACUAGUAUGCUGCUCGAAAAGCUGUACAACAUUGGUGUACUACCAUCCAAGCACAACACUGAUGCUCUAAAAGUAUGUGAACGCAUAACAGCAUCAUCCUUCUGUAGACGUAGGCUCUCAACCGUUUUAGUGCGGCUGAAGUUUUGUGAGCACUUGAAAGAAGCUGUCACAUAUAUUGAGCAGGGACACAUACGAAUAGGUCCAGACACAGUUACUGACCCUGCAUUUCUUGUAACGAGGAAUCUAGAAGACUUCAUUACGUGGGUUGAUUCAUCCAAGAUAAAGAGAAAGGUGUUGGAGUACAAUGAUCAGUUGGACGACUAUGACGCAAUGAUAUGAUCCACUCUUAUGAGGAAUGUAGCACUUGAUAUUGUUAUUUCUGUGUUCUUCCUUUCGCAUUUUUCGAACUCUGUUGCGAAUUGAUUAUAGCAGUUUGUGAUCAUUUUAUUAGAUUCAUGAAAUGAAAAUGCGAUCUGAUUGUUUAAGGUCGUUUAAUAUUUGCAAA
Molecule: messenger RNA, 1194 nt
Organism: Carya illinoinensis
Lineage: Eukaryota; Viridiplantae; Streptophyta; Magnoliopsida; Fagales; Juglandaceae
Product: U3 small nucleolar ribonucleoprotein protein IMP3-like
Exons: 5
Coding region: 471-1028 (185 amino acids)
Biological process (GO): rRNA processing
Cellular component (GO): Mpp10 complex; small-subunit processome; small ribosomal subunit
Molecular function (GO): snoRNA binding; rRNA binding; structural constituent of ribosome
Source: RefSeq, a predicted model, not a curated record